UCGUAGCCUAGGAGAACUUUUGUUUACUUCCGGGUUGUCAGACUCGAAAACAAGCGAGGCACAAACACGCCCACGACAGCGAGAAAAGCGGAUUAAAGUCCCGCAGAGAUGGCAGGGGAGGCGGAGGACGAGAUACCAGAAUCAGGAGCAGUUUUCACUUUUGGUAAGAGCAAGUUUGCAGACAACGUUCCCAGCAAAUUCUGGCUUAAAAACGACGUCCCUUUAAAAAUCGCCUGUGGGGACGAGCAUACCGCCUUAAUAACAGAAAAUGGGAAACUCUUCAUGUUUGGGAGCAACAACUGGGGCCAGCUGGGUCUGGGAUCCAAAGUGACAGUGAACAAGCCUACGUGUGUCAAAGCUCUAAAGUCGGAGAAAGUUCAGUUUGUGGCGUGUGGCAGAAACCACACUCUCAUCUGCACAGCUCAGGGAAAGGUGUUCUCGUCCGGGGGGAACAGUGAGGGUCAGCUGGGGCUCGGGGACUGUGAGGAGCGGACGGCCUUCCAGAGGAUUCACUUCUUCGACUCUCGAGGACCAAUCAAAAUGCUCGCUGCUGGUUCAAACACCUCUGCUGCUCUCACAGAGAGCGGUAAGCUGUUCAUGUGGGGCGACAACACGGAGGGUCAGAUCGGUUUGGGGAAGGAGGGCCACGCCGCCUCGCCCCAGGAGGUCAGCGUGGGUCGACCAAUCAGCUGGGUGUCCUGUGGAUACUACCACUCUGCAUUAGUGACAGCUGACGGAGCUCUGUACACGUUCGGUGAGCGUGACAGUGGUAAACUGGGUCUGGGCACCGAGCAGCUGCCCCGACAUCGAGUCCCUCAGCGGGUGAAGAGCAUUAAAGAGGAGGUGCUGCAGGUGGCGUGUGGAGGGGGACACACGGUGGCACUAACAGAAGACGACAUGUACACCUUCGGUCUCGGUCAGUUCGGUCAGCUCGGUCACGGCACGUUCAUCUUCGAGUCGCGGGUCCCUCGGCUUGUCGAGCACUUUAGGAAGGGAAGAGUGUGUCAGGUGAACUGUGGGGAAAACCACACUGCCGUCAUCACAGAAAGCGGUCUGCUGUACUCGUUUGGAGACGGUCGACAUGGGAAACUGGGUCUGGGGGAAGAAAACUUCACAAACCAGUUUAAACCGACUCUGUGCCCUCGCUUCCUCAAGUACAAUGUUCAGGCAGCUACGUGCGGCGGCUGUCACAUGGUGGUGCUGGCUUGUCCGAGGGAUCCGGGCUGCAGCGAUGUGACUCUGGAGGAAGACGACGUGACAGAAGAUUACCUGGAGAAGCCGUACGUGGAGCUGCUGGGGAGUACGGCCGACUCGUCAAUCCUGCAGAGGAGCCUCUCUGCUCGGGUCCGCAGGAGGGAGAGGGAGAGAUCUCCGGACCAGUUCGGCGCCAUGUUCCGCACGCUGCCUGCCGUGAUGUCCGGCUACCUCCGCCCACCGCUCCCCGUCUCCAGCCAGACCAUCCCGCCCAGACUUCCUCCGACCCAGCUGAGCCACAGAAAGGUGCUCAACGGCACUCACCAACACGGGAGCGCAGGGUCAAUGCACCAGGAGCAGACAGGCGACGUUGUGGAGAGCCUGACCGACACAGACAGCGUUAAAGAUCUCGGAGAAACCACAGACUUCCUCAACAUGACACACGUGAUGAAGAUGGAAAGCGAUAAAAGCCUCAGUCUGUCUCCAGUUCAGAAGAGGAAGGGUAAGCAUGCUAAAACUAACCAGAAAAAAGAGGGAAAGCUCUCAAAGCUGAGCAGUUUCUCUUCCACUCCCUCGUCUCAUAAGAGCGAGACGGUCUCGCCUCGCCGUGCGCUACCUACUGAACUCCUGAGGGGCCCCGUGGUCCGCUCUUCGGCCCCUCAGACACCGCAGGGACAGAAAGCGUCCAAGCAGAACAAAGAGAAUCUGAUCCUGGCUGUGGAGGAUCUGCAGAGGAAACCCGGUAAAAACAAACAUCCAAGUAUACAAGACAUUAAGAAGGCAGCAUCCAAACGGAGGAGCAAGCCAACCCAGAGGGGAAAUCAGCUGAUGGAGGUUGGCAGAAAGUCGGGACAUGACUCCAAACAACACCCUGAAAUCAGAAAGACAGUUUCAGCUGAAUCCGCAGUGAAAGUUAAGCAAUCACAGCCGAGACGUGUCAGCGUUAAAAGCAAACCGAUAGCAGUGCAAAGUCAGCACACACGAGCUUCCUCUUCAGGUAAACACAGUCACACAGACUCGGAGAGUUUAGACAGCUCUCGACUGCUCUCUCAGGGGAAAAGUAGCUCGAAAUCUAAAGAGAACACAGAAAUUUCUAAAAAGUCUAAGAACGAGAAAAACAAAAAGGAGGCUAAAUCAAAGAAAGAGAGCAAACCUGCAGAAGGAAAAACAAAAGAGGCUUCAAAUCUCAACCUGCUAGCUGGAGCAGCCUCUCUCGCAGCAGGUGCCGUUUUAAUGCAUGAGGUGAUGUCCCAGAGCUCACCGUCGCCAUCAGAGAGCAGUCACAGCGCCCUGAAAGACGGCGUGCAGAAAUUCCGCAGCGAAGAAUCUGAAUCCGCCGCCGACGAUUUCAGGAACAAAUCCGCAGUCAGCAUCAACAUCAUCCCUGCAGCAGAGAGUCCAGAAGACGGGACGAGUCGGAGGGAGACGAGUCAGGAUGAAAGUGAGGAGAAAACAGACUCUGUGACGGUCCAACAGGAGGAAGAGGAGGAGGAGGAGGAAGAGCAGAGAACAAGUGCUGAUGUAAGCGAGGAGGAGGAAGAUGUCAGUCACAGUGUGGAGAAAGUUACAGAAGAAGAAGAAGACAAGGACAGCGACACUCUAAAACCAGAAGAGGAGUCAGGAAGUGAUGCAGGAAGCAGCGUUACAGACAAAGGUGAUGAGGAAGGUGAGGAAGAGGAAGAGGAGGAAGCAAGUGAGACUGCAGGGAAGGAAAGCGAAGACGAGACUGAAGGGAAAGACAGUAAGGGAAGUGAUGUAGAAGAGGAGGAGGAGGGAAGCGAUGAAGGGUCGAGUGAAGAUUCAGACAGCAAAGGAGGAGAGUCUGAAAGUGAGGAGGAAGAGGAGGAGGACCUGGAAAGUGAGGAGGAGGAAGAGGAGGGUGAAAGUGAGUCUUUAAAGACUUCAGAGAGCAAAAAGAGUGAUGAAGGUAGUGAGACUGAGGAGAGAGAGAGUAAGGAGGAGAAGGAGAGUAGUGCUGAGGAGGAAGAGGAGAAAGAGAGUAGUUCUGCUGAGGAGGAGGAGGAGGAAGAGGAGGAGAAGGAGAGUAGUGCUAAGGAGGAAGAGGAGAAAGAGAGUAGUUCUGCUGAGGAGGAAGAGGAGGAGAAAGAGAGUAGUGCUGCUGAGGAGGAAGAGGAGGAGAAAGAGAGUAGUGCUGCUGAGGAGGAAGAGGAGGAGAAAGAGAGUAGUGCUGCUGAGGAGGAAGAGGAGGAGAAAGAGAGUAGUGUUGAGGAGGAAGAGGAGAAAGAGAGUAGUGCUGCUGAGGAGGAAGAGGAGGAGGAGGAGGAGGAGGAAGAGAGUAGUGCUGAAGAGGAGGAGGAAGAAGAGGAGAAAGAGAGUAGUGCUGAAGAGGAGGAGGAAGAGGAGGAGAAAGAGAGUAGUGCUGAAGAGGAGGAGGAAGAAGAGGAGAAAGAGGGUGGUGAUGCUGAGGAAGAGGAGGAGAGCAGUGAGCAAGAAGAGAGUGAACAUGAGACAGAAAGUGAAGGAGAGGAGGAGGAGGACGACGAAGAGGAACAAAAGAGCGAUGAUGAAGAAGAGGCUGAGGAGGAAGAUGCUAAUAGCACAGAUGAAAAAGAAGAUGAGGAGGAGGAAGAAGAAGAGGAGGAAGAGGUUGUAAAAAAGGAAAAGUCAGCUGAAGAGAGAAGUGUUAAAUCUGGACGUAAACUGAGAUCAGCUCAGGCAGCAGACGAGUCAGAGGAGUUCUGGGGCGACGUGUUACCGCAGUACCUCCACCUGAAAUAACACAAAACUACGGAAGCCUAAAGGGGACUUUAUUUAAUGACCUUCAUCUGCAUCGACUGGAGCAUCGACAACCUGUUUACAAGCACAACUCGUUAAAACAACAACAAAUGCAAUCAGAAAAAAAC
Molecule: messenger RNA, 4058 nt
Organism: Labrus mixtus (cuckoo wrasse)
Lineage: Eukaryota; Metazoa; Chordata; Actinopteri; Labriformes; Labridae
Gene: rpgrb
Product: retinitis pigmentosa GTPase regulator b
Exons: 15
Coding region: 109-3933 (1274 amino acids)
Source: RefSeq, a predicted model, not a curated record